CUGCUGGAUACAAACAUGGCGUCUGCUGAUCUGAGAGAGGAGCUAACCUGCCCCAUCUGCCUGAACUUUUAUACAGAUCCUAUAACUCUGAGAUGUGGCCAUAACUUCUGCCUGGGCUGUAUUAAGAGUGUGCUGGGUACGCAGAAGAGGUCUGGGGUUUAUACCUGUCCUGUGUGCAGAAAGAGUUUUAAUAAGAGACCUGAGCUUCAGAGAAACAUAACACUGUGUAAUGUAGUGAAGCAUUUACAGAUUACUCAGCCAGAGCAAAAUGACACUGGGAUCUUCUGCACUUACUGUAUUCCUGUACCUGCUGCUAAAUCCUGUCUACUGUGUGAGGCUUCUCUGUGUGAUGCCCACCUGAGGUCACACAGCAAGUCUGAGGAACACGUCUUAACUGAGCCCACCACUUCCUGGGGUAACAGAAAAUGCUCCAUACACAGGGAGCUGCUGAAAUAUUACUGCACUGAGGAUGCUACCUGUAUCUGUGUGUUCUGCUCCCUGGCCGGAGAGCACAGGGGACACCAGGUGGAGCUGCUGAAUGAGGCUUCUGAGAAGAAGAAAAAGAGACUGAGAGAUGUUCUGCAGAAACUGACCACAAAGAGAGAGAAGACUGAGAAAAGAGUCCAGAGUCUGCAGGAGCACAGGAGAGGGGUGCAAGAGAAAGCAGCUGGUGUAACAGAGCGACUCACUGCCCUGAUUAGGGACAUCAGGAAACAGCUGGAAGACCUAGAGAAGCGAGUCCUGAGUGACAUCACCCGGCAGCAGGAGCAGGUUUUACUCCCAAUCUCUGAUCUGAUCCAGCAGCUGGAAAAAGAGAAGGACGAGCUGACCAGGAAGAUGUGUCAAAUCGAGGAGCUGUGCAACAUGACUGACCCAUUAACUGUCCGACAAGAACAGGAAUCACACAGAGAUGACUUUUGUGGUGCUGACAAGAGAGAUAAUGAGGUCACACAGAGAGGUGAUAAUCAGGUUCCUGCUGGGGGGCAUUUGGUUGAGGGUCUGAUCUCAGUGACCUUAUACAGAGGUUUAGCUGAUAUUGUGACUGAUGUAAAGAGAGAGCUGUAUGUGCAGGUGACAGACAUAUUUCUUGAUAUAAACACAGCUAAUAAUAAUGUUAUUGUAUCAGGUGAACUGAAAACGGCAUCCUGCUCAGGUAUAAACCAGCAGCGACCAGAAACACCAGAGAGAUUUACUUAUUAUCCUCAGGUAUUGAGCACCAGGAGCUUUUCCUCAGGACGACAUUACUGGGAAGUGCAAAUCAGUAAAUCGGGGCACUGGUGUGUAGGGGUUUGUUAUACCAGUAUGGGGAGGGGAGGACGUCAGUCUUGGAUAGGAAACAACAACAAGUCCUGGGGUUUGAAUAGUGAUAAAGAUCUUUCAGUGGUCCAUAACACAAUACGCAUCUCAUUACAACCCCUUAUAUCAUGUGACACAGUAGGAAUACUGCUGGACUAUGAGGCUGGGCGUCUGACCUUCUUUAAGCUGUGUGAACCGAUCAGACACUUACACACCUUCACUACCACCUUCACUGAGCCUCUUCAUGCUGCAUUCUGUGUAUGGGGUGAAGGUGCCUGUGUGAGAAUCCUGCGCUAGAUACACUGACCAUAAUAAUAAUGCUGCAUUCUGGGUAUGGGGUGAUGGUGCAUUCUGGGUAUGGGGUGAUGGUGCAUUCUGGGUAUGGAGUGAUGGUGCCUGUGUGAGAAUCCUGCACUAGAUAUACUGACCAUAAUAAUAAUGCUGCAUUCUGGGUAUGGGGUGAUGGUGCAUUCUGGGUAUGGGAUGAUGGUGCAUUCUGGGUAUGGGGUGAUGAUGCAUUCUGGGUAUGGGGUGAUGAUGCAUUCUGGGUAUGGGGUGAUGAUGCAUUCUGGGUAUGGGGUGAUGGUGCAUUCUGGGUAUGGGGUGAGGGUACCUGGGUGAGAAUCCUAGCUAGAUACACUGUUACAUAAUAAUAAUGCUGCAUUCUGGGUAUGGGGUGAUGGUGCAUUCUGGGGAUGGGGUGAUGGUACCUGGGUCAGAAUCCUGCGCUAGAUACACUGUUACAUAAUAAUAAUGGUGCAUUCUGGGUAUGGGGUGAUGGUGCAUUCUGGGUAUGGGGGGAUGGUGCAUUCUGGGUAUGGGGUGAUGGUGCAUUCUGGGUAAGGGAUGAUAGGAUUCUCACCCAGGUACUAUGUUAGAUACACUGUCACAUAAUAAUAAUAAUAAUGCUGCUGCCUGUGAGCCAGUGACGUUUGUGCAUUGUACACAUUGUGUAUGAACUGGGGAUGAAAUAAAAUAAGAUAUUUAUGCAUGAAA
Molecule: messenger RNA, 2292 nt
Organism: Bombina bombina (fire-bellied toad)
Lineage: Eukaryota; Metazoa; Chordata; Amphibia; Anura; Bombinatoridae
Product: E3 ubiquitin/ISG15 ligase TRIM25-like
Exons: 1
Coding region: 16-1593 (525 amino acids)
Molecular function (GO): protein binding; zinc ion binding
Source: RefSeq, a predicted model, not a curated record